This is a messenger RNA of Helianthus annuus (common sunflower), 1265 nucleotides long. RefSeq lists its product as uncharacterized. The record is from RefSeq and is a predicted model, not a curated record. NCBI's taxonomy places the organism in Eukaryota, Viridiplantae, Streptophyta, Magnoliopsida, Asterales, Asteraceae. Bases 1 to 1074 code for a protein of 357 amino acids. The transcript has 5 exons.
AUGGGAACGAAUAAUAACAUAUCAUGUUCGAAACCCAAGGCAAACAAGACACACACAAGCAAAAUCCCCAUAUAUCCCAAACUCGACGGUUAUGCCACUAAUAGGGUUAAAAAAUUCUCCUUAUCCCGCCGCCUCCUCCGAUUCACCGUCUUCCGGCGCUUCUUACCGGUUCUCUCGCCGCCGGUAUCAGCCAUUAACAUCUGCUUCUUUCACUUGUUUUCCUUUUGGAGGCUCAAACAAGCUUUUGACUCAACGCAGCCAAAAAAUAGUAGCAGUGGUUUAAAAGAGAACGGGAAACACAGAGCCAGAAAGAGGCCAGGAAAUUGUCAUUCACAUUCACAUUCGAACCUGUAUUGUUUUGAACAGGAUGACGGUUGCUUUAAUUGCGUUUCAGGAAUUAAAGGUGACACAGAGACUAAGCCACAACACAGUGGUCGGUUACAUACUGAACCGGAAGUGUCGCUCCCGUUAACGACCGCUUCGGCACCCGUAUACACAAAAGAAAACGGUGUAAUGUGGUCAUCUUCACCCGACAGACUCGAGCUACCCCAGAAGCCAUUCAACAGCCCUGAAUCCCCUUGCAUCUCCGAAUCAGGUUCAGACAUAUACAGCAAACGCGAAGUGAUUCAAAAACUAAGACAGCAGUUAAAAAGACGCGAUGACAUGAUUCUUGAAAUGCAAGAUCAGAUAGCCGAGCUGCAGAGUUCUGUAACUUCACAACGCACCCGUUCAGACCAUCUGCAAUCUUUAUUGGAAGCUGCAAACCGCGACCUUUUUGAUUCCGAGAGGGAAAUUCAGAGGCUAAGAAAGGUGAUCGCUGAUAUUUGUGCGGGUACUGAAAAACCAAAUGGAAAUAUAAACGGGUUUCAAGAUUUGGAGUGUUUGGAUAAAGGAAUAGGAGGAAAUGUAGUUGAUAAAAUUGAGAUAUUGAAAAAGGAAAUAGGGGAGUUGAAAGAUUUGAUUGAAGGAAAAGAUUAUUUGCUUCAGAAUUACAAAGAGCAGAAAUCUGAACUUUCGUUGAAGGUGAAGGAGUUGCAGCACAGAUUGGAUUCUCAGGUUGCCAAUAUAUUUUAGUUUUUUUUUUUUUUUAUAGUUUUUUAGGGUUUUUUUUUUUUUUUUUUUUUUUUUUUUAAUUUUUGUGUAUUUUUUAUUUUCUUCUCAUGAAUGCUAAAGCACCGAUUUUUUUGGUGUUAUGGUGUGAAUACGUAGAUUAAAAUCAUGGAUGAUUAUGGAACAUGUAAUCCUCUAGAAGGCUUCAAAACUGA